AUGACCGGCCAAGAAAGCGGGCACGGCAGAGCUGCAAUACCUGCAAGGCGCGUAAAACACGGUGUGUGGGUAGUGUUCAAUCCGAACAGCAGGAAGCGGCCAUUUUAUAGGGUUUCCAGCGAUGUCUUUGAUCAUUCCAUCAAACUGCUUCGCCGCUUCGUGUCGGAAGAGGAGCUGCCUGACCUGACGGUGGAAAACAUCCAGAGGGUCCUGGCCAACGUGGAAAUGCGCUCCAAUAAACCCCCUGUAACACAGACGCCUUCAACAGAAGUUGAACGCAAUGGUGUUGAUGAUACUCAGCCUGCUGCUGGCGAGAUCCAAGAGGUUGUGGAGAGGGAUGAACAUCCACUCCUGCAAGAAGACUUGGGAUCCAUGAUCCUGGAUUCCCUUGGCAAAUAUCGUUACGUCGGGGCAGAGUCUUCGAUUCGUUGGAACCAUGCUGCUCGAAUGGCAUGCGCGAGCUCCUCAAUCCACCUGGACCCGAAGGUGGUAUCACCGUUGAAAACAGGGUUGUUACCGCCCCUGACGCCAGAGAGUACAAGCACCGCCCGGACUACUGCCGAGAUCUCCUUCCCGUGUCGUCAGCUCUGUAUGCACUAUGUGACACGCUUCUUUGAGCAUAUCCAUUGCCUGUACUGGUUCUACUCGCCCGAACAAUUCUAUCCGCUCCUUGAGGCUACGUUGAAUGAUGGAGGGACGACAGCAACAGCAUCAUGGCUGUGUUCGCUAUAUUCGAUAUUUGCUCUAGGGAGUAUGCGAUCGGGUAAAUAUGCUGCAGGACCUGGCAUGGUAACACCACCUCAGGAUUGCAAGCAGACAGCAGAUUAUCUCGCCAUGGCAAAAGACCAAUCAUCCGCCGCUGCAGACGAAGCCGACCUCGAGACUAUCAAGGCUUUCGGACUGUUGGGCUUAGCAAUGCAUGGCUCGUGUUACAGUAUGGCUGCAUACCUCAAUGUGGGAGCGGCGGUCAAGAUUGCUUUCUCGCUCGGGCUGCAUAGAGACAUGUGCUCCAGGACAAAGGAUCUGAUCGAAAGGGAGAGAUGCAGACGCUUAUGGUGGACAAUCUACACCCUGGACCAUGAAAUCUCAAUUCGUCUGGGCUAUCCGUGCGCGAUCGUUGACGAGGCUAUUUUCAUGAAUAUCCCACCAGCGUCUGAACAGGUGCUAGACCCGGGCCCCAACAUGCCGCUGGGUUAUCAAGCUCUGUUCGUGAGCCUGGUGAAGCUGAGAAAGAAGAUCAGUUACGACUGUUUCCUUGAACCGGCACAAGCCGGCGGUCGGUUACCGAUAAGCCGCGUGUUCAACAGUUUAGCCCGUCAGCGGAGGUGGUUGGAGGGCGUCCCUUCAUAUCUCCACUGGAAGUCUUCUCUUCCGCCUCAACAUCGACGAGCGGUCGCAGUGCUACACCUGCGGUACUGGAUCUCGGUCAUCUUCAUCACGCGGCCUUUCCUGCUGUUCCUGGUCGCGAAGCCUUCCCAGAUCACGGUCCUCGCGAAACGAAAAUGCUACGAGGAGUUGAGUGCCAGGUGCAUCCAGGCAGCCGAGAGGGCUGUGGAAGUCCUGAAGCACAUGAAAGAGGCGGACGUCUUGUCGAGCAUGACCCUCUUUGACUGUCACUCCAUCGGAGAGGUGAUGUGGAUCCUGAUACUUGCAUUCCAGAAACUGGGCAGCGCCGAACAUCAACAAAUCAUCAGGUUUUGUCUGGAAACUCUCAAGAGCAUGGAUCAAGUGGGUUGGUGUGGCAAAGUCCUACCCGAUCUGGAAGCACGGGUCCAAGAAAGCGGUACCCUGGACAACCCGGCACCCAAUCUGACAUACUCAGACCAGACACUUGCUACAGAACAAAUGCCUCCCCAAAACGAUCCAGGGGCCAGCAGAGUUGACACCAGCCUAAUGAUGCAGACCUCCCCUCCACCGCCGCCCUCUCAAGCCCUGGAACAGUCGCUUGAUUUCUUUGACUUUGACUUCAGCGGCUCUCAAUUUAGCGCCUAUGAAAUGUUUGACCUCGAUUGCCAUUCGGACUUGCUGGGUGUGUUCGAUGAUACGACUUCAACAGCCCCUAUCUCCAUGUUCGGCAUGCUCCCAGUGUAG
Messenger RNA from Cladophialophora psammophila CBS 110553, 2091 nucleotides. RefSeq lists its product as uncharacterized. Gene Ontology annotation, molecular function: RNA polymerase II cis-regulatory region sequence-specific DNA binding; zinc ion binding; DNA-binding transcription factor activity, RNA polymerase II-specific. The record is from RefSeq and is a predicted model, not a curated record. Lineage: Eukaryota; Fungi; Ascomycota; Eurotiomycetes; Chaetothyriales; Herpotrichiellaceae. Gene Ontology annotation, cellular component: nucleus. The transcript is spliced from 7 exons. The coding region runs from base 1 to 2091 and encodes 696 amino acids. Gene Ontology annotation, biological process: positive regulation of transcription from RNA polymerase II promoter by galactose; DNA-templated transcription.